CAGCCCUACACAUCUCCUCUUGCAUGCAACUCACUGAGAGGCAGAGGCGAGCGUAUCCUCCCCUCUCGAAGCUGCCAGCAUCUCGAACCACCAAGGACCUGCUUUUCGCACCUCCAACACCCUCCUCCCUUCUUCCCUGUCACUCCCUCUCAGAGGGAGAGGAAAAGAAGAGAGAAAGAUUCUGGAAUUUGAACCUUCCCAAAGAGGAAACAGACCCAGCAAACUCAGUUGAUUAAACAUCAAACAAACAGAUCCCAAAUCUUCUGUUCGACGGGAAAGGAGUCCUGGGAAGCAGGUUAUGGGCAGGACUGCCUCUGGCCCACACCAUGAAGCCUGAGUCUGCAUCCGCUCUGCUGAGGGCCAGGCUCUGUGUGCGCACUCAGCUUCCAGCUGCCCCUCUCCCCGUAGCCCCCUGCUGCUAAGAGGAAGAUCUUCAGGACUAGUCCUUGGCCUGUUUCUACCUGUCACCUGGCUCACCUCACCACCCACUCCUCCUCCAUCACAGCACCCAGGACCCCAGCCCUCUCCCUGGCCUCUCUGGCUGGGGCAUUUGGGGGUCCGCUGGGAGGAGUGCAUUGCUGAAGGCUCUCACCCUCCACUUACCUUCUCCUCCUUGAAUCAAGGCCUCUGGAUCCACAUGGAUAGCUGAGAUCUUUUCUUGGAGAAAGACACUUUGCUCCUCACUCCAGGCCCUCAGUGCCCCCACCUGACUUUCCUCCUCUUUGGCUGCCCUUUCUUCUUGCUCCUGUGCCCGUCUCACUUUCCUCCUUCCUCACCCUCUCAAUAUUUGUGUGAUUCUUCCUUUUGUGUGCUCUCUGUCCCCCAACCCAUUUUUUCUCUCUCUCUCCCUUCUCUGUGAAGGGGGAUCAUCCCCUGAGGGCUGUUCCCUGGCUGUCUGCUCCUCUGGGCUCUGUCUGGUCCCCACAGCCAUGAUGAGUUUCACCACACACUCCGUGUUCUUCACCCUGAAGGCCAGCGUCCUGCUGGGGUCCCUGCUGGGGCUCUGCCUGGGCCUAGAAUUCAUGGGCCUCCCCAACCAGUGGGCCCGCUACCUCCGCUGGGAUGCCAGCACACGCAGCGACCUGAGCUUCCAGUUCAAGACCAACGUCUCCACGGGGCUGCUCCUCUACCUGGACGAUGGCGGCGUCUGCGACUUCCUCUGCCUCUCGCUGGUGGAUGGCCGCGUGCAGCUCCGCCUUAGCAUGGACUGCACUGAGACUGCUGUGCUGUCCGACAAGCAGGUGAAUGACAGCAGCUGGCAUUUCCUCAUGGUGAGCCGUGACCGCCUGAGCACGCUGCUGGUGCUGGAUGGCGAGGGCCGGUCUGGGGAGCUGCAGCCCCAGCGGCCCUACAUGGAGGUGGUUAGUGACUUGUUCCUGGGCGGAGUCCCUGCAGACAUACGACCUUCUGCUCUGACCCUGGAGGGAGUACAGGCUAUGCCCGGCUUCAAGGGAUUAAUCCUGGAUCUCAAGUACGGCAACUCAGAGCCUCGGCUUCUGGGGAGCCAGGGUGUCCAGUUGGAUGCCGAGGGACCCUGCGGCGACCGUCCCUGUGAAAACGGUGGGAUCUGCUUUCUCCUGGAUGGCCAUCCCACGUGUGACUGUUCUACCACUGGCUAUGGUGGCAAGCUCUGCUCCGAAGAUGUCAGUCAAGGUCCAGGCCUCUCCCAUCUCAUGAUGAGUGAACAAGGUAGAAGUAAAGCUCGAGAGGAGAAUGUGGCCACUUUCCGAGGCUCAGAGUACCUGUGCUACGACCUGUCUCAGAACCCGAUCCAGAGCAGCAGUGAUGAAAUCACCCUCUCCUUUAAGACCUGGCAGCGGAACGGGCUCAUCCUGCACACGGGAAAGUCAGCUGAUUAUGUCAACCUGGCUCUGAAGGAUGGCGCGGUCUCCUUGGUCAUUAACCUGGGGUCCGGGGCCUUCGAGGCCAUCGUGGAGCCAGUGAAUGGAAAAUUCAAUGACAACGCCUGGCAUGAUGUCAAAGUGACACGCAACCUCCGGCAGCACUCAGGCAUCGGACACGCUAUGGUGACAAUCUCUGUGGAUGGCAUCCUUACCACGACAGGCUACACUCAAGAGGACUACACCAUGCUGGGCUCGGAUGACUUCUUCUAUGUGGGAGGAAGCCCAAGUACCGCUGACUUGCCAGGCUCACCCGUCAGCAACAACUUCAUGGGCUGCCUUAAAGAGGUUGUUUAUAAGAAUAAUGACAUCCGUCUGGAGCUGUCUCGCCUGGCCCGGAUUGGGGAUACCAAGAUGAAAAUCUAUGGGGAAGUUGUAUUCAAGUGUGAGAAUGUGGCCACACUGGACCCCAUCAACUUCGAGACCCCAGAGGCUUAUAUAAGUUUGCCCAAAUGGAACACCAAACGCAUGGGUUCCAUCUCCUUUGACUUCCGUACCACCGAGCCAAAUGGCCUGAUCCUCUUCACUCAUGGCAAGCCCCAAGAGAGGAAGGAUGUUCGGAGCCAGAAGAACACCAAGGUGGACUUCUUUGCCGUGGAACUCCUUGAUGGCAAUCUGUAUCUGCUGCUGGACAUGGGCUCUGGCACCAUUAAAGUGAAAGCCACUCAGAAGAAGGCCAAUGAUGGGGAAUGGUACCAUGUGGACAUUCAGCGAGAUGGCAGAUCAGGUACCAUAUCAGUGAACAGCAGGCGCACGCCUUUCACCGCCAGUGGGGAGAGCGAGAUCCUGGACCUGGAGGGGGACAUGUACCUGGGAGGGCUGCCAGAGAACCGCGCUGGCCUCAUCCUCCCCACUGAGCUCUGGACCGCCAUGCUCAACUACGGCUACGUGGGCUGCAUCCGUGACCUGUUCAUUGACGGGCGCAGCAAGAACAUCCGGCAGCUGGCGGAGAUGCAGAACGCCGCGGGCGUCAAGUCCUCCUGUUCACGGAUGAGCGCUAAGCAGUGUGACAGCUACCCCUGUAAGAACAAUGCUGUGUGCAAGGACGGCUGGAACCGCUUCAUCUGCGACUGUACAGGCACUGGCUACUGGGGAAGAACCUGCGAAAGGGAGGCUUCCAUCUUGAGCUACGAUGGCAGCAUGUACAUGAAGAUCAUCAUGCCCAUGGUCAUGCACACCGAGGCUGAGGACGUGUCCUUCCGCUUCAUGUCCCAGCGUGCGUAUGGGCUGCUGGUGGCCACAACCUCUAGGGACUCUGCUGACACCCUGCGUUUGGAGCUGGAUGGGGGACGUGUCAAGCUCAUGGUUAACUUAGACUGUAUCAGGAUAAACUGUAACUCCAGCAAAGGACCUGAGACCCUGUAUGCCGGGCAGAAGCUCAACGACAAUGAGUGGCACACCGUUCGGGUGGUGCGGAGAGGAAAGAGCCUUAAGUUAACUGUGGACGAUGAUGUGGCUGAGGGUACAAUGCUUGGAGAUCACACACGCUUGGAAUUCCACAAUAUUGAAACUGGUAUCAUGACCGAGAAACGUUACAUCUCCGUUGUCCCCUCCAGUUUCAUUGGCCACUUGCAGAGCCUCAUGUUUAAUGGCCUGCUCUACAUUGACUUGUGCAAAAAUGGCGACAUUGACUACUGUGAACUAAAGGCUCGUUUUGGACUGAGGAACAUUAUUGCUGACCCUGUCACCUUCAAGACCAAGAGUAGUUACCUGAGCCUGGCUACCCUGCAGGCCUACACCUCCAUGCACCUCUUCUUCCAGUUUAAGACCACCUCAGCCGAUGGCUUCAUUCUCUUCAAUAGUGGGGAUGGCAAUGACUUCAUUGCUGUUGAGCUAGUCAAGGGGUACAUCCACUACGUGUUUGACUUGGGGAAUGGCCCCAAUGUGAUCAAGGGCAACAGUGACCGCCCCCUGAAUGACAACCAGUGGCACAACGUCGUCAUCACUCGGGACAACAGUAACACUCACAGCCUGAAAGUGGACACGAAAGUGGUCACUCAGGUUAUCAAUGGUGCCAAAAAUCUGGAUUUGAAAGGUGACCUGUACAUGGCGGGUCUGGCCCAAGGCAUGUAUAGCAACCUCCCAAAGCUUGUGGCCUCCCGGGAUGGCUUUCAGGGCUGUCUGGCAUCAGUGGACCUGAACGGGCGCCUGCCAGACCUCAUCAAUGAUGCCCUCCAUCGGAGCGGACAGAUCGAGCGUGGCUGUGAAGUUGCGUUGACCAAAGCUGACCUGCAAGGACCAAGUACAACCUGCCAGGAGGAUUCAUGUGCCAACCAGGGGGUCUGCAUGCAGCAAUGGGAAGGCUUCACCUGUGACUGUUCCAUGACCUCAUAUUCUGGAAACCAGUGCAAUGAUCCUGGCGCAACCUACAUCUUUGGGAAGAGCGGAGGCCUCAUCCUCUACACCUGGCCAGCCAACGACAGGCCUAGCACGCGCUCGGACCGCCUGGCCGUGGGCUUCAGCACCACUGUGAAGGAUGGCAUCCUGGUUCGCAUUGACAGCGCUCCUGGCCUCGGAGACUUCCUCCAGCUUCACAUAGAACAGGGGAAAAUUGGGGUUGUCUUCAAUAUCGGGACAGUUGACAUCUCCAUCAAAGAAGAGAGAACCCCAGUAAAUGAUGGUAAAUACCACGUGGUGCGCUUCACCAGGAAUGGAGGCAAUGCCACGCUUCAGGUGGACAACUGGCCGGUGAAUGAGCAUUACCCCACAGGCAACACUGAUAAUGAACGCUUCCAAAUGGUAAAACAGAAAAUCCCCUUCAAAUAUAACCGGCCCGUAGAGGAGUGGCUGCAGGAAAAAGGCCGGCAGUUAACCAUCUUCAACACCCAGGCGCAAAUAGCCAUUGGCGGAAAGGACAGAGGACGCCUCUUCCAAGGCCAGCUCUCUGGGCUCUAUUACGAUGGUUUGAAAGUAUUGAACAUGGCAGCUGAGAACAACCCCAAUAUUAAAAUCAAUGGAAGUGUCCGGCUGGUGGGAGAAGUCCCAUCAAUCUUGGGAACACAGACGACUGCCAUGCCACCAGAAAUGUCUACCACUGUCAUGGAAACCACCACCACAAUGGCUACUACCACAACCCGCAAGAAUCGCUCAACAGCCAGCAUUCAGCCAACAUCAGAUGACCUUGUAUCAUCUGCUGAAUGUUCAAGCGAUGAUGAAGACUUUGUUGAAUGUGAACCGAGUACAGGUAGGUUAGAUAAGAGUCUUUCCACUUCAAUCUUCGAAGGUGGCUACAAAGCACAUGCGCCCAAGUGGGAAGCCAAGGACUUUAAACCUAACAAAGCCUCCGAAACUAGUAGGACUACUACCACAUCAUUGUCCCCUGAGCUGAUCCGCUUCACCGCUUCCUCCUCGUCUGGGAUGGUGCCCAAAUUGCCAGCUGGCAAAAUGAAUAACCGUGAUCUCAAACCCCAGCCUGACCUAGUCUUGCUUCCGUUGCCCACUGCCUAUGAGCUAGACAGCACCAAACUGAAGAGCCCACUAAUUACUUCCCCCAUGUUCCGUAAUGUGCCCACAGCAAACCCCACGGAGCCGGGAGUCAGACGGGUUCCGGGGGCCUCAGAGGUGAUCCGGGAGUCGAGCAGUACAACAGGGAUGGUCGUCGGCAUUGUGGCUGCUGCCGCCCUCUGCAUCUUGAUCCUCCUGUACGCCAUGUACAAGUACAGGAACAGGGACGAGGGGUCCUACCAAGUGGACGAGACGCGGAACUACAUCAGCAACUCGGCCCAGAGCAACGGUACGCUGCUCAAGGACAAGCAGCCGAGCUCCAAGAGCGGCCACAAGAAACAGAAAAACAAGGACAAGGAGUACUACGUGUAACCACACGGCCGCUCACAAGACCCGCAUUUAAAGAACCCAGAAGGAUUGCUUUAUCAGUGCAUACAUCCUUGGAAAAUGAGAUUUUUUUUGCAGAUGUCAGAACUGCUCUACCUAGGAGAUGGGGUCUAUACCAUGUCUAUGGUGGGGAAAAAAACCGUUUCUAAAAGGACACACACACCAAGAUGUAUCGACCUAUACACAGUUCAGCCAUGGCUUUGAUCAGUCAUCGCCCUGAGACAGAAGGUCCUUGCUGCCCUGCUGUAUCAUAAAGCACACACUUUGCGCUCUGCAGCCAGCAGGGGGCUCCCCUUCUCUCACCUGGACUUGGGAGCUUCCUUCUCUUGAGGACCUUGCACUCAAGGUAGAGACUCAUGGCUUACUUGUUCCAUAACUCCAAGUGAGUCUGUAACAAUGUUUGUGAAGCUUGACUGUAAUAAUUUUUUUGUUGUUUAAUUAUGUAAAAAACAAAAACAGAAAAAAGUUAAACAAACAAAAAAAAAACAACCCACCCUUAUCUGGUUCUGGCCAGUGUGUGUAACUUUUCUUCAAGAUCUGAGGGGAAAAAAUGGCUUUUGGAUUUUUGUUUAUUUUUUGAGGAUGACUGGACAUACGUUAAGAAGAAGAAAAAAAAAACACUCAGAAAACUAAAGUGGGAGAGACUAUUGCCAUAUGAACUCAAACGCUACCAUGGUGUUCACGCUACAUAUCAGGUUGUGGUGUUUUUAGAAUCUGUUGUUUGUUUCCUAUACGAACACAUAGCAAAAUCAUGUGAUGGAUGAUAAUGUUGAUUUGAAAAGCUGGUCCCUCAGGAUCUAAUUCCAGAAUUCGCCACCCAAACCCUGAACCGACUGGGUUAGGGCUGGUUUUAUCAGAGCUAUUGGGUUUACUUAACAACAGUGUUCCUGUCCAUUAGCCCAGCCAAAUUGUGGUAAAGGAGAAAGCCCUCCAAGUGAAAACAGAGCCUUUCCCAGAGAAAGGGAAGGGAGGGGGUGGCCUGGAUCCAUGACUGAUAGAAAUGCAUGCAAAUAUAGAAGAAAAGACAAUACUAAAAGGCUGUUCAAUAAUCAAAACAGACCAUAGGGGAGUUCAACUUGUGAUGGAACCCACAAAAGGUCACACAAGCCAAACAUGGCAUGAAGAGAGUGCAAAAUGCAUAGUUCUUCCCGCACCCCCAACGUGAAUAUGUUUUCUCAUCGUGGUUUAAUUUUGUAGUCUGGCACUUACGGAUAACUCUAUCCUUCCAUUUGCUCAUGUCUCCCUUCACCCAUCUUUUCUAAAACUAAACAAAUAAAUAAUAAAUGAAUAAAGCUGCUGUGACACACACAAAAAGGAAUUUAAUAGUAUAAUAUAUAUAUAAAUAAAUAUAUAUACAGAUAUAUUUAUCAUGGUAUGUUUGAUGGGAUGACUGAGACAGGACACCUGUUAAAGUCUUGAAGUGGAAUGAGAAUGUUGUUUUAAAAGAAAAUGACAAAACAACAAAAAAGUAAACCUUAAAAUGUGAAGCAAGUGUGAGUUUUAGUUUUGUCACAGUUAACUGUGUCAAAGAGAAUUAAAAAAUAAAAUCUUCUCAGAUUUUGUUUACAUAUUUUACUACAUUUUUGCUGGUAUAAUUCCUUAGCCACCUAUGUACAUACUGCUUUAAGAAUUGUUCCUUCCUUUCUAUUUGUUUAUUUCAGUUGUUUGGUUUAUAUUCUGGUUGUCUUUCUUUCUUUUUGAAAAGAGGAAACAAUGUACAGAAAAACAAUAAAUUGGUUGUGUGGCCAUAGCUAUCCAAAAAGCAAGAGACAAAGCAAGACAAAUAUUCACACAAAAAUUAAGUGUGUCCUCUGGAGGGUCAGGUAUAUACAAUUUCUUUUGUACAGAUGAAAAUCAAUCAGCUGUUUAGAUUUAGAAAUCUACUCUUGCUGGUCUUUGUAAGUUGCAUGAAUAUUUGAUUUGAAAAAAUACCUUAAAGAUAUGGGGCAAAAGUGCAAUCUAAACAAUGGUAGCCUUUACUAAUGUGUAUGGAAAGAAGUGUUCCUCAUUAUCUGAUAUUUCAAUGUGUUAAGAGUUUUGAAAUUUUUUUUGUCAUUAAGAAAGACAGGAUUAUAAAGAGAUAUCAAAGCACGAAUUUAGAUAGCCUAAAUGGCCCAACCUAUAUAAAGUUGAUUAUAUCUUGAUGUCUUUAAAAGAUUGCUGUUCUUGGAGUCUUGAGGUCUUGUGAAUUGAUUUUCUGAUUUCUUUCUUUACAUUUUUUUUAAAAAAUUUGAGUAAAAAUACAUUUGUUAUAUUCCUUUCAGUGUAAGUUCUAUUUGGACAAUUUUAUGGGAACAUGUGCAUUCUGUAUGUGAGCUUCUAUCAUAUUCCUGUUGUUUUAUGAGCAGACUUUUAUGGAAUUUAUUUAUGAUGUUGUGAUGUUACCGCUUUUCCUUUUUCCUUUUCUCUUUUAUUUCAUAUUUGCAUUUUUGUUCAAGGAUAUGCUUAGCAAUAAAAUGUUCUUCCCAAAA
Molecule: messenger RNA, 8203 nt
Organism: Myotis brandtii (Brandt's bat)
Lineage: Eukaryota; Metazoa; Chordata; Mammalia; Chiroptera; Vespertilionidae
Gene: NRXN3
Product: neurexin 3
Exons: 24
Coding region: 930-5717 (1595 amino acids)
Source: RefSeq, a predicted model, not a curated record